Molecule: messenger RNA, 837 nt
Organism: Protopolystoma xenopodis
Lineage: Eukaryota; Metazoa; Platyhelminthes; Monogenea; Polystomatidea; Polystomatidae
Source: the annotation of a GenBank genome assembly
AUGAAGCUAUCACCAACAUCUGGUUUGCUGAACAGUAGUUAUCCUACUUCACCCUAUCAGAAUCUUGAUUCAACAACUUGUGUCGCGCCCACAGAUAUUCCGUUUUUAUGUCGUCCUGGAUUUGUGAGGAGCGUAAGUAGCACAUUGGCUAGCAGCCGAGUUAGCACUGACUCUGGCCUUGCCAGCCAGGAUAGUCCAGCUUCUGAUCAAGCCGGUCUGACUUUCAGACCAAACCCCGGAUCACUCACCACUCAUAAUGAAGCUAGUUCCUUCAAUGGCUCUCAGCCACUACCUUGUUCGCAACGAACUCUUGACAUACCAAACAGUGCUAUCAAAAGUCAUCGCUGUUUGCUCCGGCCUAUUCGACCAAUCAGACCCAGGCAAUCUUCUCUUUCAGCUUCAUCAAAAGCAAAAUCGCCAUUUGGCCGGCAAGUAUACACCAGUUUAACUCAGGAUCAACUGGCCCAAGAGAAUUCAACAGGGCCCUCCUCUCUCCUUUCCUCUAGCACCCAAUCAGCCUUGAACAACUCGUUUUCAGAAUCUUUUUCCAUCCUUAACCAGCUUUCUCCAGGUUGUCAACCAAUUAAUAGUAAGCAAUCACUUUUUUAUCCCUCUUCUGUGCUCCACCCUCCCCUUGAUAGUUCUCCCACAUGGAUAACUGCAGCUUUAAAAGGGGAUAGUGCGCCUCAUCCUCUAAAGCUAUCUUCGGCAUCUGCGCGCGAUCACAACAGGAGUCGUAUAUACUUGAUAGAUCUCGCCAGAGAGGCGGGUUUGCCUGUGGCCGAUAGUCUCGAGAAUCUCAUCGCCUUGGCUCAGGCGUACUUAGUGAACACCUAA